AUGGCCUCGCAUGCCGCACCAUAUAAUGGGGAGGUGUACUCACGCAUGGGUCGGGGUCGGGCUCUGAGUCGUUUUGAUUCCGGACUGCACAACGAGCGGAAACUUCAAUUCGAGCAGAAGUUAUUGGAUGAGUUGGAGGAAAUGGAUGAUCCAUUGGAGUUGUUUAUAGACUACAUCAAUUGGUUGCUGUCACUGAAUAGUGGCGAGGGGGGUAACGACCAGUUGCAGUCGCUGCUGGAAAGAUGUCUUCUGUAUAUUAUGAACAUAGACACAUACUACAAUGACCCCAGGUUUCUGAAAGUGUGGUUACAUUACAUCAACGCCUAUGUGGUUCAACACGACCUUGAAGAAUGCGAGAGACAUUUUGUGUUUAUGUGGAGGCGGCAUAUUGGUUCCAAAUUAGCGCUGUUCUAUGAAGAAUUUGCCCAAUUACUGUUUCAGUUGGGUAAAGUGGAUGAAUGCUAUCUGAUCUUACGCGUUGGCUUAGAAAGGAACGCGAGACCAUCCAAGAGACUGAAGAAGAACACUGAAAAGCUGAAGGAGAAACUCCAAAAUGCUGCUCCUCAGUUGAAAGAGCUUGAGCCUUUGGCGACCGUGCAACAUCUCUUUAACCAUACGAUGGAACCAAAAUUCUUGAAGAACGGUUCUUGUAGCGCGUCCUUUAAAACAAUUGAUAAAUUACCAAUCUUUAAAGAUGCGGAAGACGACGAGCCACAUAUGCUACGGGUCAAUACCAAUCUUGAACCGCUAUCAAGUAUCAAGGAAGGGGAAAGGGAAAACCCAAUUUACAAAAUUGUGAAACUCCCGAACCGGAAACCAGAGAGGAUAGAUUGUAACUUUAAUCUUCUGUACACUCAAAAUGGAGAGGAGUUUAGCAUCGAGCAGAUCUUAGCCAAGAAAAGAGAUCUAUACGACAAAAGGAGUACCAGCCCUUCUCAGAAAAGGAGGAAAGUUUUGAAGAUAGUAGAAACGAUGGUCCUCCCUGAUUCUCAGCCUCCGCGUAAUGAAGUAAAACAGCGGGUCGCUUCACCUGAAGUUAACAGCUCCGAAUUGAACAACCAAUUUAAGAAUAUAACCCAGACUUCGAUCCUGCGCCUGAAUGACGAAAACGGUGCAAAUGACUCUACAUUAAUGAAGAGACCACAUUCACCAACCACAACUGUGACAUUAUUUUCAAAAGAUGCAAUAAAUGAGGUGUUUUCGAUGUUCAAUCAAAACUACGAAGGCAAUGAUGAAAACGACGAUGCCACCAACACAGAGAACAAAUUUGCUAUUUAUGAAAACUAUACCCAAGACGUGUCUAGAAAUAACAUUGAUGAUCUAACGGAGGUAAAGCCUCCAACAAACAAGAUCGUGGAAAAAGCUGAACCAGCAGCUGAGCCUGUUCGCCACCGUACAACAGAUAGCAUCUUAAACAUGACGCCAAUAGUAGAACGUACGGAAAAUUCAAUACAUAACGGAACACCCCCGAGGAAACCGUUACAUCUCAACUCUCAAAGUUCACCCUUCGUCUCUCAACCAGUGGUGACUACCGAAAAUGCGAGUAUAAUCGAGCAUCCCUUGGACCCGGCACUGCGGGAACGUUUAAUAAUUCAAAUAUCACCGCCGUUAAAGAAAUACAGAACUUUCCACGGUUACAGUUAUGCGUUAAGCAAGAGUGCCCAAUUACAUAAGAUUCGCAACAAAAUUUCCUCUGGCGGAAACAGCAGGACUCCGAUGGUAACGUUUCAAUCUACUGGCGAUUCAUAUUCCAUUCAGGGGAUCCUGGGCGAAGGCGGUUACGGUACGGUGUAUCUUGCCGAAUCCGACACCGGCGCUCUACAAGCUUUAAAAGUGGAAAAACCAGCAAACUUGUGGGAGUACUACAUACUAAAGCAAGUUGAGACCAGAUUGCAUGAUUCGGAUGCUGUGCGAUCUAUAAUCACUGCGCAUUCUCUGCACUAUUUCCUUGAUGAAAGUUACCUUGUGUUGAACUAUGCGCAGCAGGGGACCAUACUGGACCUUGCGAACAAGUACGGUGAGGAGUACAGGAACGGUGGGCACAUUGAGGAACACUUAUGUUUAUACUUGACUGUUGAGUUGAUGAAGGCCGUUGAAGCGAUACACCGUAUUGGCAUCAUACACGGGGAUUUGAAGCCAGACAAUUGUAUGAUACGAUUUGACGCUGAGCGGGCUUUGAGCGUAUACGAUUCUGAGGGGGACACUAGUAUGGAUAGGAACGGGAUAUACCUUAUUGAUUUUGGGAGGUCAUUCGACAUGACUUUGCUUCCACCGGGCACGAAAUUUAAAGCGGACUGGCACACGGAUCAGCAGGACUGUACCGAGAUGCGCGCUGGUGAUCCCUGGAGUUAUGAAGCUGAUUAUUUUGGUCUUGCUGGGAUCAUCCACCUGAUGUUGUUUGGCACUGUAAUUGAAACUGAGCAACUGCCCAGCGGUAAAGUAAAACUGCGGCACAGCUUGAAAAGGUACUGGCAGACGGACCUGUGGGUGCCACUCUUCGAUACUCUUUUGAACAGUGGGAACUACGAUCUCCCCGCGGUCGCGAAGUUGCGUGUACUGCGACUACCCAUCGAGGAGUACCUGUCUGGUGUCAAGACUUUAAGGGAGUUACAACUGCUGGUUACAAACUUGGGUAAAGAGCUAUCUAUAUAG
Molecule: messenger RNA, 2652 nt
Organism: Huiozyma naganishii CBS 8797
Lineage: Eukaryota; Fungi; Ascomycota; Saccharomycetes; Saccharomycetales; Saccharomycetaceae
Gene: BUB1
Product: protein kinase BUB1
Exons: 1
Coding region: 1-2652 (883 amino acids)
Biological process (GO): meiotic sister chromatid cohesion, centromeric; protein phosphorylation; mitotic spindle assembly checkpoint signaling
Molecular function (GO): protein kinase activity; ATP binding
Source: RefSeq, a predicted model, not a curated record